Molecule: messenger RNA, 849 nt
Organism: Helobdella robusta
Lineage: Eukaryota; Metazoa; Annelida; Clitellata; Rhynchobdellida; Glossiphoniidae
Exons: 6
Biological process (GO): fatty acid elongation, monounsaturated fatty acid; very long-chain fatty acid biosynthetic process; sphingolipid biosynthetic process
Cellular component (GO): endoplasmic reticulum membrane
Molecular function (GO): fatty acid elongase activity
Source: RefSeq, a predicted model, not a curated record
GACCCCAGAACAAAGGAUUGGUUGUUGUUGAGUGAAUCCCCAAAGCAGGUGCAUGUGUUGUCAGUGAUGUACCUGGCAUUCGUGCUGCUGGGUCCGAUUAUCAUGCAGCAUCGAGAGGCAUUUCAGUUGAAGGGAAUCAUGAUUGUUUACAAUCUCUCUCUCGUCAUGCUCUCCAUUUACAUGUUUGUUGAAAUUGUGUCAAGUGCCCUUAGUUGUGAUUAUGGUGUUUCCUGUGCGGUUUACAACAAACAAACCAUCAAAAACCCUAAAGAGAUAAGAGUACUAUGGUGGUACUUUUUCUCGAAAGCUAUUGAACUUUUUGAUACAGUGUUGAUGAUCUUACGUAAGAAAAAUAAUCAGGUGACAUUUCUGCAUGUGUUUCAUCAUGUUUCCAUGCUAAACAUCUGGUGGAGGGUAAUGGUGUAUAUCCCUGGAGGAUUGUCCUACUUUGGAAGUGCACUGAACUGUGUGGUGCACGUCGUCAUGUACACUUACUAUGGUCUAUCUGUUGUCCCUCAGCUCAGGGAACAUCUCUGGUGGAAGAAAUAUCUCACCAUGUUUCAACUGGUUCAGUUUGUGAUCACCUUCGUGCACACGUGUGCGUCGUUGUACGUGCAAUGUGAUUUUCCGGUGUGGGGGCAGUGGCUUAUGUUCUACUACAUGAUCAUCAUGCUCAUCCUCUUUUCAAACUUCUACCUCCAUGCUUACGUCAUCAGGAAGGAGAAGAAAAAGAUGCCCAAGAUGAACGCUGAGGUGCUAGCUAAUGGGGGAGAUAAUGGUGAACUACCAGCUCAAAACGGUGGACAGUUUGCUAAUGGAUAUGACAGCAAGAAGAAAAAAAGUGCUUAA